GGCUCUUCCUUUCGCGCCGGCAGCUGGGCUUCACCGCGUCCAUGUGCGCAUCGACUGGGACAGCAUAGUUCGCCGAAUCAACCGAAACCGAGCCGCUACACACUCUAGACAUGGAUCCCAACUCCCUUAUCGAGGCCCUUAAGGGAACCAUGGACCCGAGCUUGCGGGAGGCUGCGGAGAGGCAGCUGAAUGAGGGCCACAGCCAAGUGAACUUUGUCUCCACGCUGCUGCAGGUCACUAUGUCUGAACAGCUCGACCUGCCUGUCAGGCAAGCAGGUGUCAUCUACCUGAAGAACAUGGUAACUCAGUAUUGGAGUGAGGGGGAGAACCGGAGUGCAGAAGCCCCUGUAACCAACAUUCCUGAGGAAGACAGGCAGGUCAUCCGGGACAACAUUGUGGAGGCGAUCAUCCACUCUCCCGAACGUAUCCGGGUACAGCUCACGACGUGCAUCCAUCACAUGAUCAAGCAUGACUACCCUGGCAAGUGGACGGCCAUCGUGGACAAGAUCGGCUACUACCUGCAGUCGGACAACAGCGCCGGCUGGCUCGGCAUCCUGCUCUGCCUCUACCAGCUGGUCAAGAACUACGAGUACAAGAAGCCGGACGAGCGCAGCCCGCUGGUGGCGGCCAUGCAGAUCUUCAUGCCCAUGCUGAAAGAUCGCUUCAUCCAGCUGUUGCCCGAUCCCUCCAGCGACUCUGUACUUGUCCAGAAGCAGAUUUUCAAGAUCCUCUACGCUCUCUUUCAGUACAACCUGCCAUUGGAGCUGAUUAACCGGCAGAACCUAGCGGAGUGGAUGGAGAUUCUGAAGACUGUGGUGGAUCGAGAUGUUCCUCAGGAGACUCUGCAGGUGGACGAGGACGACCGACCGGAGCUGCCCUGGUGGAAGUGUAAGAAGUGGGCUCUUCACAUCCUCGCCCGGCUUUUUGAGAGGUAUGGCAGCCCGGGAAACACCACCAAAGAGUACACAGAGUUCGCCGAGCUCUUCCUCAAGGGCUAUGCAGUUGCUGCACAGCAGGUGCUGUUAAAGGUCUUGUAUCAGUAUAAAGAAAAGCAAUACGUAGCCCCCAGGGUUCUGCAGCAGACCCUCAACUACAUAAACCAGGGAAUUGGGCACGCCGUCACUUGGAAGAACCUCAAGCCCCAUAUCCAGGGCAUCAUUCAGGACGUGGUCUUCCCCCUCAUGUGCUACACAGACAGUGAUGAAGAGCUGUGGCAAGAAGACCCCUAUGAAUAUAUCCGCAUGAAGUUCGAUGUGUUCGAGGACUUCAUCUCCCCCACUACAGCUGCUCAGACCCUACUCUUCACGUCGUGCAACAAGAGGAAAGAAGUACUGCAGAAGACCAUGGGCUUUUGUUAUCAGAUCCUCACAGAGCCCAACACCGACCCACGGAAAAAAGAUGGUGCUCUACACAUGAUUGGCUCACUGGCUGAAAUUUUACUCAAGAAAAAGAUCUAUAAGGACCAGAUGGAGUUUAUGUUACAGAAUCAUGUCUUCCCACUGUUCCACAGCGAGCUGGGCUAUAUGAGGGCAAGGGCCUGCUGGGUCCUGCACUACUUCUGCGAGGUGAAGUUUAAGAACGACCAGAACCUGCAGACAGCCCUCGAGCUGACCCGCCUCUGUCUGAUCAACGACAACGAGAUGCCCGUCAAGGUGGAGGCGGCCAUCGCCCUGCAGGUGCUCAUCAGCAACCAGGAAAAAGCGAAGGAAUACAUCACUCCGUUCAUCCGGCCAGUGAUGCAGGCGCUCCUCCACAUCGUGCGGGAGACGGAGAACGACGACCUCACCAACGUCAUUCAGAAGAUGAUCUGCGAGUACAGCGAGGAGGUCACGCCCAUCGCUGUCGAGAUGACCCAGCACCUGGCCAUGACCUUUAACCAGGUCAUCCAGACAGGCCCUGAUGAGGAGGGCGGUGAUGACAAGGCUGUUACAGCCAUGGGUAUCCUUAACACCAUUGACACCUUGCUCAGUGUUGUGGAGGAUCACAAAGAGAUCACCCAGCAACUAGAGGGCAUCUGUCUUCAAGUGAUAGGGACUGUCCUUCAGCAGCAUGUCUUGGAGUUCUACGAGGAGAUCCUAUCUCUGGCCCACAGUCUGACGUGUCAACAAGUGUCCCCACAGAUGUGGCAGCUUCUGCCGCUGGUCUUUGAGGUCUUCCAGCAGGACGGUUUUGAUUAUUUCACAGACAUGAUGCCUCUCCUGCACAACUACGUUACGGUGGACACAGACACACUGCUGUCUGACACCAAAUACCUUGAAAUGAUCUAUAGCAUGUGCAAGAAGAUUUUGACGGGGGAUCCAGGGGAGGAUCCUGAGUGCCAUGCAGCCAAGCUAUUGGAGGUCAUCAUACUGCAAUGUAAAGGGCGUGGCAUUGACCAGGUCGUACCUCUUUUUGUGACGACGGCAUUGGAAAGGCUGACUCGUGAGGUGAAGACCAGCGAACUGAGGACCAUGUGCCUGCAGGUGGCCAUUGCUGCCCUCUAUUAUAGCCCCCCGCUGCUGCUGAAUACAAUGGAGAACCUACGCUUCCCCAACAACACAGAACCAAUUACCAACCACUUCAUCUCACAGUGGCUGAAGGAUGUCGACUGCUUCCUGGGACUACAUGACAGGAAAAUGUGUGUGUUGGGCCUGUGUGCCCUCAUCGAUCUGGAGCAGAGACCGCAAGCAGUCAACCAGGUGGCUGGACAGCUGCUUCCUGCUGCCAUCCUGCUCUUCAGUGGCCUGAAAAGGGCCUACGCCUGCAGGGCGGAGCACGAGAAUGAGGAUGACGACGACGAAGAGGAUGGAGAGGACGACGAGGAAAAUGUGGAGCUGGGCAGUGAUGAGGAUGAUAUUGAUGAGGAGGGCCAGGAGUACUUGGAGAUGCUAGCCAAGCAGGCGGGUGAGGAUGGAGAUGAUGAGGACUGGGAGGAGGAUGAUGCAGAGGAGACUGCUCUCGAAGGAUACACGACCGCUGUAGACGAUGAGGACAACCCAGUGGACGAGUACCAGAUCUUCAAAGUGAUUUUGCAAAAUAUUCAGAGUCGUGACCCAGCAUGGUACCAGGGACUCAUACAGAAUCUAGACGAAGAGCAGAGAAAACAGCUUCAGGAUAUCGGCACACUUGCAGACCAGAGACGGGCUGCACAUGAAUCGAAAAUGAUCGAGAAGCACGGCGGAUACAAGUUCACAGCCCCGGUGGUGCCAACCAACUUCAAUUUUGGAGGCAGUGCUCCAGGAAUGAAUUGAAACCCCUUUUCCUUUUCUUACUCUGUGACUGAUUGUAGUGAAGUGAAAAAAAGCUUGUGUUGUCCCUCAAGUAGUGGUUUCACAACUGGUUCUUCUCUCUCACUCUUCGAUUUGACUGUAUUUACUUGGACAUAGCACCAGAAGAUGUGAGAAGACAACCAAAUGCAACCAAUGGCUGGGAAAACUAACCAAGGACUUGAACAUGAAGCAAGAAUUGAAAACAAAGCGCCGAACAACGUUGUCAUAUGGAGUCUGGAUUAGGAUGCUAUGACGGCAGCUUUUGUUUCACCAUUAAACAAAAUCCAGGCAAAAACAUACGGUGAUGAAUUUGACUAUAGGACUAAAUGUUUAAUUCAGUCUCACGGUAUAGGCUAGAAUGGCACCCUUUAAAUUUAUACCUGUGGAAGUGGUGUUUGUCUACAUUUACUGCAUUAACAAAUGCCCAUGUUAUGUAUAUUGGCCAGGACUCUGUAGGAGCCUGGCUUGAACACCCUUUGCCAUUUGGAAGGUAUGAGCGAGUGUAUUCAUAUGUAGCAUAUUGGAUACUUCAUAGCACUACGUGAUGCCUGAUAUCUGUAAAUUUAUGACUAGCACUUUUCAUAUUGUUCAGGUCUCCCGGCCUCUUGUUUCAGACUGCAGAUUUUUAAUAUCAUUUGAGACUAUUUAAAAAAAAUGGCUGUAACAUUGUUACUCUGCAGGUAACUUGUGGUUAUGGCUAAUUGUAAUGUACUCAGUUACUGUGUCCAGUAGUCAGUGGCAUCUUUUUCCGCUAAAAUGGCAACACUCUGGGUUUCUGGGAAAAAAAAGAAUGCUCUUGGUGUUCCCUUUGGAUACGACCCAAUUUGUGGUGUAAGCAGUGAAGGUUGGUUGAAUACUUCAUUGAAGCAUGUACAAUUGGACUACCGUGAAGCUCUAGCAUUUGGUUGAUGUAUGGAUAAACCAUCUAUAUAUACAACAAUAUAUUAAAAAUGAGUUGGGAUAAA
This is a messenger RNA of Brienomyrus brachyistius, 4213 nucleotides long. RefSeq names its product importin 7 (gene ipo7). The coding region runs from base 111 to 3230 and encodes 1039 amino acids. Gene Ontology annotation, cellular component: nuclear envelope; cytosol. Gene Ontology annotation, biological process: protein import into nucleus. The record is from RefSeq and is a predicted model, not a curated record. Gene Ontology annotation, molecular function: small GTPase binding. Lineage: Eukaryota; Metazoa; Chordata; Actinopteri; Osteoglossiformes; Mormyridae. The transcript is spliced from 25 exons.